CUUCAACAUGUGACUGUAGUGUUGUGUAAAUUCAGUUGUGUUUGUUGUGUCUCUUCCGUAAAGAAUCUGGAUAAAAGCUCCUGCGAUUAACCGCGAUUUUAAUGCUGAAAGCUUGUUAAAGAUAUCAAGCAGAGUCAUAAGGAUUGUGGAUCUUUUCCGUAAAUCUCUCAUAAUCGCUCUAAAAUGGCGGGAGUUUCAAUCAUUCUAAAAUUUCAUCGAGUAAUUCUCGAGGAUGGGAAGCUUUUAUGAUCGCUAUGGCUGCUUUAGACAGUACAUCUGAACUUAAUAACCUCUUGGACACCUGGAGAAGAGAGGAUCAAGAGAAUCUAUCGCCUGUUGAUACACUCCAAAGGUUGGUGGUGUUUUGAUUCAUUUGCAUAGACUAGCUGGUUUUAAUACACUCGAGCUGGUGACAAAGUACGGCGAAAGAAAACAUACAUGCAUGUGUCAGGAAAGAUCAGAUUUUCCCCUGAUGUUUUUUUGUGUAUAUAUUAUUGUCUUCCUUAUUUACAGUCGUCGUAUUGUGCUAUCCAUAGAAGUUACGAGAUAAAUUUAAGUCAAAAUACCAAGCAAAAAAAACUUAAUUGACAAAAUUCUAACAUUUCACAUAACUGUUAACAUCUAAAGUGGAACCCAUUCAUUAAUAUUAGGGAGCCUUAGCAACGACGACGGUGACGGCAGCGAGGACGUCAAAAAAGCAAUAGGCUUAUUACACAAAACAACAAGUUUGCAUGUGCAUCACGUUUUUUGUACAUUUCUUUACUGUCCUUGCAACUACGACGUGAAAAUGCCUAAUAGCAAGUUUUAUGGAGGAUGUAAACAAGCGACGACGAAUCUCUUUUUCUCUCUCUAAACUUGAGUGCAGUCCUCUAGAAAUCAAUUCCAGGGAAAUUUGCCUACACUUGCCAUUUUCAACAAACUGGAAUAAACGCGACAAAGUUUGAACAAACGGAAAUUCAUUUGAAAACUGACGUUUUCGCUGCAGUUGCCAUCGUCGAUGCUAAAGCUCCCUAUUGUCAGGCAGUAACAGUUACGUCUGACAUUAGGCUUCAUAAAACUGGUCCUGUGAAAGGGACAACUGUUAUAAUUACAUGUAAUUGGACCCAGAGGUUUGGGAGAUGUAGCUGGAGGUUGCAGGGAAAAUUCUCACAAUUAAUUGAAAUGUAUGAAGUACUGGGAACCAAUCACUCCUGCUGUGUUCCAGUCUUGCUGAAUUCUGGGAUAGUGGGAAUGGGUUCAAAUGAACUGGUGCACUAAUACUUACUUAAGAAAAGAGCCAACAUUUUGUGACACCACCACUGCUUUUGGCGAAAUAAUGCAUGACGAAAGAGUGCAGACAUUCCAUGCUUCUGACACAUCACUACCCAGAUCUGGUUAGUGCUUCUGAUUGGUUGAAAAUUUGCUUCAUUCAAUCAGAAGCACUGGGGUAGUGAUACAUCAUCAGUAUGGAAUUUCUGCACUGUUCCUCAGACUUCAAUUCUUAUGGACACCAGUGGCGGCUUCACGAAAAUGUCAGUUGGCUUUUUUUCUCAGGCUAUGUUGAUACUAGAUAAGAAUUUACAAAAUUUGGUGUCUUCGACACUGUUUAGGAUUGCAGAGUUGGUGGAACGUGAGAAUGAGGCUUACCAUAAGCUAGACCCAGACCCUUUUGAUGACAGGCAUCCAGGUAAUAUAUAUGUUGCAGCUAAUUUUUUUACUUCAGUUAAUUUUUGUUUUUCCUUUGUUUUAAAUUCAUUAGCGUACAGUACCAUACCCAAAACAGUGGACAAAUAAAAAUUAACUGAAAUAAAAAAUUAACUACAACAUAAUUAUACCCAUUCAAUGUAAUGAUGGCAUGUUUUCUGUUGUGGUUUGGGUAUAUGUGACAGCUUGACAACCAGCUGGGCCAUAUGUAUUACUAAUAUUAAUCCUGCCAACAGCCAAUGAAUAUCUUUUUAACCAUGUUGAGUUCCAUUUAAAUUAUUUUUGUUUGUGGUAGUCUUGAGUUCAAAUCCUUGACCAUACAUGUAAAACAGCCGAGUGCAGGUUCACCUCCCACCAGUUGGGAUUUUUAACCAUGUUGAGUUCCAUUUAAAUUAUUUGUUUUAUUAUCCUUGGGAAGCCCCAUAAGGGAAUAGGAUAAUUAAAGUAUUUUUUCACUAUUGCUUGAUACAAAACUUAUUGUCUGUUCUGGUUCAAUAGUUUAUUACUAAGUAUCUAAGUAUUUUUCUGUUGUUUUAAGUCAUAAUAUUUUUUGUCAUGAUACAAAAAAAUAGUUAAACCGAACAAUUGACCGUUUAUAUACUUGAGACGUUUAAGUUGUCUAGUUUCAUUUAACAUCUCAUCGUCUGGUUUAAAAAUGGAAUGUAUAAAAGUAGAGAAACAUUGAAAAAGUAGAGUUUGCUGAAAAAAGACAAAACACUGAGUCUUCCCAGUCAUUUCUGGACAGGUUGGGCAUAAAUACAUCCCAGUUUAUAACCAUUUAACUUCUGAGAUGUUAAAGUUGUCUGUUAACAGUGCACUUAACAGAAGACAUAAAUGUUGUCAGACAUUAAAUGCAACCCUGUCUUAUGUACCAUUUUUAUGCUAGAGGUAAUGGUAAUCUUUAGAUGACUUUAACAUCUUGUAUAAAAACAGCCAGUAUUAUUAAAGUUUAGUCUUGUCAUGAAUUCACUUCAAAACUUUAUGACAGUCCAAUAGAUACAAGUGCUGAUCAUCUGCAAAAUCUGUUUGUUUUAGCCGUGUUUUCAUUAUUCUACCUGUCUGUUGUCCUUUCUCUCUCAGGUAGGGCAGAUCCUGACUGUGCGUUAGGUCAUCUCCUCAAGACCUUGUUCAGGAAUGAUGAUUUCAUGGAUAAGCUUGUGAAUUCUUACAUUAUGAGUGCUAUGGAGGAGUUUGAUGUUAACUGUAUAGCAUCUAGAGUAUUGCUGAAUGCCAUGCCAGGAUUGGAGAGUGCAGCUGUGUUCCAAGACAUGGUUAGAAUGUAGUUGGGUUACCAUUUACAGUUGAAUCCAUACUAAUACACACCUCUCUGUUACUGCCACUUCUUUGGACAGUCCAUACAUUCAGUCUUGUUUUUAUCUCUCUGUGAGCGUAACACUCCUUUACAACUAUGGCCACUUAAUUGUAUCCCGGAUGCUAAAAUAAAUGCCUCACAAAGCAAGCAAAGUACCAUUGUCACACACAACUGGGAGCUAUGCCAAGCUAACCUUGCAUACUCAGACCAUGAAUAUAUGGCUGCAACCUUUAUACAUCACCUUUUUACACACAUCAAAUUAAAAACAAAAUGAUUAAAACCAGAGAGGAUAUUACAGUACGACCUAGAAAACCAUGAACACUUGAAAUAUUUCAGGAAUGUUUAUUGUGUUAUGACCAAUCACAGCAAAGAUCAGGGCACACGAACUACCCACAAAACCACAAACUAAUUAAUGUCCUUGCUUGCAGUUUAGUUUUCCUAUACCUGAUUGGUACAAUAACAUUCCAGAAAUAUUUCUGGUAUUCACGGUUUUCCCAGUUUGACUGUAAAAAUGCAUAGGCAAAAAACAGGUCAGGCAAUGGUGGAUUGUAGCAAAAACAACUGAACUCUAAAACACCAUGUGACCUGAACACCCUCCGCACCCUUGAACUCAUACUCCCAGCUGUAUCUGAGAAAAACAUUUUUCAUUCCUCAGCCUGUGGAAAACAACAGUUAAUGUACUCACUACACCUUGCUCGAGGAAUGAUUUAGUUUAUAUUUAAUGUAUUUUCCUUGCAUUACAUAAUAACAAACUAUUAAAUGAAUACAAGGAUUUUUCAAGGUAAACAUUUUCUACCACUCUCCCAACAAUUGAUGUCAUGUUACACCCCCUACCCACGAAUGUCGCUCAUGGGUACGGGUUGAGGUCGGGUUUUUCUCGUUCUGAAUUCUGCUUUCUCAGAACGGACCGCCUUAGUAAUUUUGUUACCCACAGUUACAAUAGGAUUUAAUUGUUUUUGCCUUCUGUGCCAUGUGUAAUUAUGUGUUCUGUGUAUUCUUGACCUCCCUUGUAAUUUAGUGUUAUAUACUACCAAAAGGGUUUAAUAAACUGAUUAUUCUUAUUACCUCCCUAUGAUGGUCCUCUUUCUAUAUCAGCCACAUAACUCUGCAGCCAAGGUGGCAGUCGUAGAUAGAAUCAACUGUACAUAUAUUUGAUUUUAUUUUUCACUAAGGUUAAGGUUUUUAAUUAACUGAGUUACAAUGUAUUUGUGUUAUUUGCCCGUUUGGCCACUUGGCCUAGUGGUUAGAGCACUGGACUCACAAUUCAGAGGUCCUGGGUUCAAGUCCCGCACUGAUCACUAGCUAGAUUUGUUCUUGGUUGUCCCGAGUUCAAAUUCUCAACCACGUUUGGACGUAGCCAACUUGUUUGCCUCUGGGUAGUUGGGAUUUUUAAUCCCAUUAUGUUUGGAUUGAUCUAUUUGUUUCAGGCAUUUGCUUGGCCCAAUUAGCAUUAGUACUAUAAAUACUGCCAAAGGUAAAUAACGGAAAAUUAUUUUUUUAAAUAUUUCUAUUUUUGGUAGGAAGGUAUGUUAACUAGACUGUGUAAAUGGGCAAGAGAAGGAAUGGAGCCACUCCGGUCUUAUGCUAUAGGUAAGAUACAGUUAGAAUGACAAUUAAAAAAGAACAAACAUGUUUAUUAAAAUCAAAUAACUGUUAUAUUAAAUUGGGAAUUUUUUUUUAAUAAUAAUGAAAUAUAAUGUGGGUACAAUGCACGAAGAAAGUAGUGUCUGAUAGCCCAAGAUUAAUGGAUUUUGCUAUUGAACUUUGAAAACUGUUCUUAACUUGCCCAACGGGUAAGAGAAGCUUUUUGAGGAAUUCAAAUUACAUACAUGUAAGAACCAUGAAAUCAAUCAAAAAUUUUUUGGGCUAGUUGAAGUGAAUUUUGGGCUGGUACAUGCUAGCUACAGCUUACCCAAAUGGCAAGCUGUAAAACUGUUUCCUUACUUUCUUUGCGCCUUGGGGUAAUGAGAAGAAAAGUAUUGUGGGCAAGCGAUCUGUUUAUGGCAAAUGAAAGCUAAUAUAACUUGUCAAUUAAACAACUCAGCUAUUUUAUUUUCAGCUAAGUUAAAACUUUUCCAUCAUCAGGCCUCUUAGCAUUUGCAAUGGAAAGUCAGGAUAUCGCUGCAAUCUUCAGAGAAGAAAAUUCUACCUUGGUAAGCUUCCUGCACAUGAAAUAUUUUUAAAAUAUAUAAAUAUUUGUGAGAUUUUCAGAAGCUCUUUUUUAUAGGCUGUCUUUAGUCUAGUUGAUGCCACUGCUUUUAUUAAUACCAGUUUUGUACUUCCUUAUGUCUGAAAUAAUAUUAAGAACAAUCUGUUUCACCUAAUUUUCUGGCAGUUUUUCUUUUACUUGACUGUCUGAAAGAAUAUUAAAAAGCUAAAAUUUCAAUAAUUAAAAUUUUAUUUAAAUUUUUUAGUAAUAUUAAUUAAUAAUAAAUAUUACAUGAUUAUGUAAAAGUCCUUUGCUGGGAAGAGUGUUCACCUGAGACAAUACAAACAUGUCUUUCAUUACGUAAUAAUUAGAUUUCACUUUAAAUGCAAAAUAGAACUCAUAUACAUGUUCAUAGGUACCGUGCAUGCUGCGACGAUUACACAUAUUAAAAGACUUGUCAGACCUGACACAGCCGGCAGUGACAGACUUUUCAAGCAGGAUUAUUCUGAAGGCCAAGACAAGUAAAACCAAACUGGACUUUGGAAAUAAUAUAGCCAGUAGUAAGGCCAAGAGAACCACUGUAGAUGCUGCAGGGCCUUCAACCAGCGUUCAACAGGGUAGUGAUACUGUACAGCUGUACAACGGGGAACUAGAUGAAACAACCAUCAAUGGCAUUGGAAAGGGUGGGUAUUGGUUUUAGCAACUGACUACCAUGUUUUCUCUCCCCACAACAGGGUUUUGGCCACAAAUUUAUGCUUAAGCAUCGAACUCAGCCCUUAAGCCAGCAGUUCUAAAACUAGGAUGUUCAAAAGGUUCUUUUAGUCUAUCUGAAAAUAAGCAUUGUUGUGAAAGAAAAAUAGUAAUGAGAGUUCACUUUAAUUUUUUGAUUUUUUUUUUUAACCAGGAAAGAGUUUGCAACCUGCAAAGUUUCAGUCUAUGAUAAAGCCAAGCAAGGCUAUCCGUUCCCCUAAAGGAGGGUAUCACAUUCUUCCUAUGUCCUUCUCCCUCUUCCCUCUUACUCUCGGCAUGCAACAGAGACUCAUCUUACAAUACCUGACUCCAUUGGGUGAAUAUCAGGAGGUAAGAAUGAUGGUGGAUGUGUACAUCUUUUUUUUCUUAUUAUAAAGAGGAUCUGUAGGGUUGACAUCACUACUUUGUCACUCAGCUACAGUUAAUAUUAUCAGUAGUUCUAAGUUCAACACUUAACAACAUUACAGCUAUUCCGGAUAUCAUGCGACCUGAAAAACUUUUGAGAUUUUGGGUUUUUCUCUGACAUCAAUCAAACCUUUACCAUGGCAUAAAAUCCUUGCCUGUUAAAUACUUUCAGGUUUUGAAGGAAGCAACCCCUGUUGAAUUUCUUCUGCAUGAUGAAGGCUUUUGCAAAAUCUUUGAGAUGGAGGAUUGUACCUCUCAUUGAUAUCAUUAAGAAAAUAUCCUUAAAAGUUUUUGACAUUGCAGGUUGCAUGUUAUCUGAAACAGCUGUAAUUUUGUUAAAAGCCAGCUGGUUUGCUUACUGCAAGGUACGAUUCUCUUAUUAAGAAAUUAACUUUGAGUGGUAACAUUGUCAAAAUUCCCCUCAUGUGAAGGUUGCAACAUACCGAAAACCAAAACAAUGGCAAUGAUAUCAAGAAAAGUAGUCUGUAAACAGAUGCUUCAGCCUUAAUCGAUCAUGGUUUUUGUUUGUCUGUUAUAGCUGUUACCUGCAGUGUUUGAAAACAAAGCUCUGGAUCUUGUCAUGCAUUACAUCACAUUCAAGGGUCCUGUUGAUGUUCAACUUGUCUUUGAAGCUCUUAAGGUGAGUCAAGUUUACCUUCAGUUGACUUCUGUUCCUGCAGAGAUAACUCCAAUAUCAAUACCCUUCAUAGCAGGUGUCUUUUUAAUGGAAACUCAGAGGUACAUUGAUCGCGGCCACCAUCUUAAUAGCGAAAAAAAACUAAAGGGGAGGGGCAGGGAGGACAGAGAAAAUAUUUUUCCUCCCCUCCCCCUCCUCUUUUUUAAGCCCAUAAACCUCUCCCUUGAAAUAGGUUUUUGACUUGCCCAACCCAACUCUCUGUUUGUUUCAAUGUCCAAGAUUUUAGUCCUGAAAAAAGCAUCAUGGUUUGCGCUGGAAAAUACGCCUGCUUUGCAGGCUAUAAUAUCAGGGGAUGGAUAAAGGGCAAAAUACUCUGUUUCAAAAAUAAGACUUUUCAGGCAUCUAUCAGGCACUUAUUCAUGGUUUCUCCGAUCAGACCUUCAUCUCCAGAGGUUAAAAGAAUGACAGAAGUUUCUGCAGUGUUUUGUCUGUACAUGUAGAUGCAGUACACAUUAUUUUCAGGAUGGUCAAUUUUCCAUGUUUAUCAGAGCCUCGCAUUCAUUAUAUUAUUAUUAUUAUUUUGUUCUUUUUCAGUAUCUUGCAUCUCUACUUUGCCACAAAAAAUUUGCUACUGAAUUUGUCACCCACAAUGGGGUGCAGAGAUUGCUGGAGGUGCCACGCCCGUCAGUAGCUGCCACAGGCUGUUCUAUGUGUGUAUAUUAUCUUGCUUACAAUGAAGAUGCCAUGGAGAGGGUAAAUAUCUCUGUUUCUUAUGCAGUUAGAGCGUAUCACUCCUAAAAAAUUUUAAAAAAUUGAUUUGUGUACAGACAUGAUAUUGUGAAAGGUUUGAACCCAGGAGUCAUUUCAAAAGUAGGUUGAGUUUGAUCGUCCGGGUGAACGUAGUCCUGAAUAGGACUGUUGUUGUUGACAGUGAGGACUGUUGUUGUUGACAGUGACUGACGUUUCGACAACCUGUGCGGUGGUCAUCCUCAGAGUCAAAGUGAGUUGUAUCACGUCAGUUGAUGGUAUUACACUCUGGUUAUUGAUUUGAGUGGUCAAUUACGUCGCGAUGUUAUUGGUCGUCUGUCAGUUAAGCCGUGAUGUUAUUGGCUAUGAAGACUCGUAAUCAGUAAUUAUUACUUAUUAAUGCUAAUCUAGAAUGAUACAAAAUAAGUUUGAUCUUCUUAGGUGUCCCUCCUACCUCACCCAGUAUUGAGUGACAUGGUGAAAUAUGCACUGUGGCUUCUCGAAUGCUCUCACGAUUCCGGUAGAUGUCACGCGACGCUGUUUUUCUCGCUAACAUGUUCAUUUAGAGCUGUGCUGGAACUGUUUGAUAGCAAUGAUGGUCUGAGGAAAUUAGUCAACCAGGUAAAAAAACAGUCUAGUAGCGAUUAACAGUUAUUGAGGAGCAGGGAUUGGCAGGGAUUUGCUCCUAAACCGCACGGAAACUCUUGCUACACAGGCGAGGUUUUUUAGUCUGGUGAUGACUAUUUCAAGCCACCAACGUGAAAAAAGGAAACACAGACCUUUUACCUUUACCUAGCCUUUAACUUUUAAUAUUUGUUUUUCGAAUUUUCUUGAUUUAAUGCACUAUUUUUAUUUUCAAUAAGACAUCGAUACUGCAGGUUUAACAUGGAGGCUAGUUAGCAAUGGCGAAUUACCAGUAUUACGUUGUUAUCGUGAUGCUUGUAAGUCAAAAGUCAACAAGAUACUGAAAAUUCAUUAUCUUAACGAUGAUGUUGAAAAUUUAAGAUCCUACGAAAAAUUCAAGAUCGCAACGGCAGGAUCUUGAAAACUGAAAAUCUUGCUGGCAGAAAGUCGGAAAGAGCGCUAUGAUCGAUGCAUCAAAGUCUUAGUACUUUAAAAUCUAGAAAGGGGUUUUUACGUUGGGUUUUUUUUGUUUUGGCUUGUGCUUGGAACAGAAAGUUAGGUAUCACUGCGAGCCCCUCUGGUGAGCAUCACACCAAUCUUUGGGGUUCCUGUGGUUCGGUGGGUGUCCUGUUUCAAUGUUACCACUAAGUAAUAAAGAACUGAACCUUCUUUUUCUUUUCCAUAGCUCAGUACGCUCUCAAUUCUUCGUCCAGAUGAGGCUGAGUUAUUAAGCGAUGACGAGGUAUUUGGUAAAAGGCAGACAGCCAAACAUACAUGCAUGGCUUUACGACGGUACUUUGAUGCUCAUCUUCACAUCAGAGCUGAUGCACUUAGGAGAUCAAUUGCAAGAAAUCAUGGAGGGACACCCCCUGUCCCCGUGCCAGCUUACAAGGUAACAGAUGUCACAUUUAGUCACACUUAUCUUUUUAAUUCUUAUGUUCUUUCUUUCCAGUUGUGCUCUAAAGUUGUUGGUGUUUAUUUUAUAGGCCACCUCCCUGACUCACAGUAAUACCAUGGACAACUGUCAACUGAUGUUGGAGCAUGCGCCCAGUACACUUUGCUGGGAACCUGUUGAGGUAAAAUUAAAAAGUAAAAUGUUAAACCAUCCCCUCUCUUUCUCCUUUAACUGUCAUUUGACUAAUCCAGAUUGAGACAUGUACGUUAUCCAAGGAAAAGAAAGGUGGUGGUUGGGUGGAUGGUGGAAGUCGGCAGGCGGCGUUAGUUACUGUUAUAUGAAAGCAGUUCAGUACCCAACAUCUUCGACUUCUCUUCUCACAGUGUUUUGUUUUCACUUUAGAUGAUGAACAAGCUGCAAGGAUUUACUCUGCUUCUUCAGCUUAUUUCUUUGUCGUCUGAUUGGGGAGUUACAAGUAACAGGUAACUUCUUAAAAUAUUCGCGGCUUUAGCAGUUAAUUGUAAUGAGUGUCGUAAGAAUAAGUCAAGUGAUAAUGGUUGUUUACCAUUGACAUUGGCAAACCGGUCGGCUUACGAUUUGGGUAAAUGGUAGCAACAUUCAGGACUGGUUAAUUUUUUGUCCCUGAAAUCGCCUUUACCAUUUGCACAAAUCAAGUCUAUUUACCGAUAAACGACGGCGAAAGCCAGAAGCUGAUAUCAAAGAUGGCUUUGAAGAACUGGGACACACAUUUCCGUUUGGAAAAUUCCAACCGGUAAAACAGGACUACCUUUUCAGAUGUUCCGUUGCUCCCGGAAAUUUUCCAUUGACACGACCCGUGUUUCAUUUACUCUCCAACCGGAUUUGCAUGCUGGAAAAUUUUUGUAAAUGGUAAACAAUCGUAAAUUUCUCUAGCUUAUAACGAUACGAUCUGACGGUCAAUAAACCAAUCAUAUCUUGACUUAAAGUAAACACAUGUUGCGGUCAGAAAACGCGGGAAAAACGUGUGACUUAGUGGCGGAUGGUGUGGGCUUUAAUUCCGAUUGGUUAAGAAAGUGGCGCGAGAUUUUCCAGCCAAUCACAAAGUAAAAAUGUUACCACGUAGUGGGCAUGUUAUGUGCAGGGCGAAAGUUGUACAUCUUUGUCUCCGGUUGUUUAAAAAUCUCAAGAAAAGGUCGUGCCGGUUAUCUAACUCCAAUCUCCCACUUUAUACACCAAUACCUUAUCACAAACGCUGUUCGUUUUUUUAAACGAAUACGAAGCUUGAUAGUUAAUAAAUUCUUGUUUGUUCUCUAUUUUAACUGAAGAGCUGACGCUAUCCGCCUGGCAGCGGACGUAACUCGCUUGGCCUUGGAAAUGUUGUUUGUGCUUACAGUUGGUCCCAAAGCGCAACUAGCGCUAUGUGAAGAAGUACCACUUCCUAAUGGCGAACAACAGAAGGGAAUGAGGUAAGACAAGAACGCUCUUAAACGCAGCGUUAAGUCUCGCUUGCUUGGAGAUUAGAUAAGAAAAGAGGAGACAAUCAAUCUUGUAUUCAUUGGGUGUUAAUUUUCCAGACUUAUACUCCGUUGUGCGGAGGGGAGCCUUCUAAGUGAUUCUGAAGUCCAGAAAGCCGCUCUUCAUGUCAUUUGCAACUGCGUCUGUGGACCUCCAGUGAAGGUCAGCACUUGAUACUUGUAUUAACGAUUUCUUCUUCAAUAGCAAACGUCUGCUAUACAUGUACGGUAUCUACCCCAUCCCACCACCCCACUAUCAUGGCCGCCAUUCCUUGUUUGUACCUGCCAACCACUUACAAUACUACUUAAAAUAACUGCUUUAACGCAGAAAGAUGCUUUGGCUGAAAAAAAAAAAAUAAACUUUGUGAUUUCUUAAUUAUGUAAGCUUGCAGAUUGUACAGAAAUUUUCACGUCACUCGCUUUGUGAUUUAAGCUAUUAGUACAGCGGUUAGUCUUCAGGUCGCGGACUAAAGACUAAGAAAAAAACAAUAUCGAGCACGGCUGCUUUCAAAAAAGAUGUCAAAACCACGGCAGGAUUAGCUCAGUCGGAACAGCGUGUGACUGCAGAGCGGGAGGUCGCGGGUUCGAUUCCUGGGGCCGGACCAAUACUCGGGGUCUUAAAAUAACUGAGAAAUGAAGGUACUCCCUUUGCACUGCAAGCGGCUAGACCUUCGCGUGGCUCGGAUGACCAAGUAAAAUGGUGGUCCCUUCUCAAGUUGGAGACGUAAAAAUAGUGUCCCCAAUUAGUACUUUCGUGAAAAUACAUUGACGUUCAGAUAAGGUGCUGUUUUUUUGCAUGUAGCGCUGUAUGCUGGUUCUAAUCAAUUAUUAAUUGCUGGUCUGUUACGAGGAUACAUCCUUAAAUUUCAACUAUUUAAGGCUUAAAAGAGUCAAUAGCCUUCAUAUCCAUUCGUGUCAAGUUAAAUCCUUGUUGAAUUGUUGCAGUUGAGCGGAGCUGUGGCUAAAUACCAAACCAAACACCGCGCAGUAUUCAAGAGCAGCGAUGACAUCCUUACCAAGAUGUGGGGAUGUGUGCGUUCAAGUAACGGUAUUAAAGUUCUGUUGUCCUUGUUGAUGGUAAAAACGCCACUCGUCGACGCGGACUGUAUCCGUGCACUUGCUUGUAAAGCGCUCUUCGGCCUGUCAAGAAGUGAGAAGAUCAAACAAGUCAUAGGAAAGCUUCAUCUUUUUAACAGUGGACAGCUACAGAGUAAGUGAACUUUGUUGAAAUUCCUCACUUUACAAACGAGGAGACUGGGCCGAGUUAACUUCUGCAAAGACACCUGGGGCUAUUCCAAGCGAAAGGGAAAAGAAUUGGCCAAUAGCUGACCGGCGCUUUCCCUAGUAACGAUCCCAUCUCGGCUCCAGUUCUCUUCUCGUUUCUAAAGUAGCGAAUGUGCGUGCGUAAAAGCGCGGGAAAAUAUGAAGGUAGUUUCAAGCGGGAAAAACCUGCCACUGGUGCUAGCGCUCAUGCAAUUUGAUGUUCUGGACCCGGAUUAGCGCUAAUCCAGGAUUAAAAAUUCAUUCCGUUUUUGUAUUUUACCUUCCUGUGUAUUGCUUAGAGUUACAUUUUGUUUUAUCAUUACUGUUUCUCGAAUUAAUGGCUCAACAGUAUUUGUAAACUCGAGUUGCAUGUUCUUAGAGAAGAAAACCUUGCUUAAAAUGUGGCUUAAUCCUGGGUUAAACUUAAUCAUCUUUCGAGGAACCGGUCCGUGUUGAAAAUUUAGCGAACCAUAGUUAAGCGAAAGAAAUAGGCGAAAGUAAACUGAAUUGUGUAUAGUCGAACAUCGUUAAUAUCGCUAUAGAAAGUGUCCGUAUUAACGGGGUGUCCGUUUUAAGCCGGUUGAAUUUAGUAAAAAUAUAAGGGCUUUCUUUCCCCAGGGGCAAAGCGAACUGUACGUCAUAAUGAGGUGCAUGUUGUUUACUGGGUUUGGUAUUGUUGGUUAAGUAAAUUUUUUGGAACGGGAAAAUGCGUGUUUGUCGAUGCUAUUGUCAGAGCAAGUUUGUGGAGGAGUAAAUUGAUAGAAAUAUAUUAAACGUGUAUGGACUCCCACUGCUAAACGUGGACAACGUGUCACAUCUGCCAAGCGCAGGAAAAUUUGAAAGGGAGGGUACCCACGAAACUGGCGCAAGUUUCUGUCUAGUAAUUUAAUUCUUAACCUGAAAAAAAUCAUUUGUUCUGUUUUACCUUUUGUUAAAUUUAUAUUUAAUUUAUUAGUUAUCAUAUUCAUUUAUUACAUUUAAUUUAUAUUUUGUUAAAGUUCUUAUGAGGGAGCCAGUGAUUGAAGAUAACGCUGCAGACCAUGCGCAGUUUUGCAAAUAUGCUGCGGACCUUCUGGAGAGAGUCACUGGGAAAUCACUGGCCACUUCAUCAGCUGUACCGUCCUUGUCCAGGAUCACCAAGGUAACAUGAAGUUAACGACGAUGGUUUGUCAUCCACAGUGGCCUCCCAAACUUCUGUGAAAAAAAUGGUUUGUCAUCCAUAUAGAGUUUAUAAGCCAAACCCAGAACGAAAAAAACAACCCCGGUAAAACUGUGAUGCGCAACUUGUUUAUCUGUAUAAUCCCAAGAGCCAGGGAAAGGAAAUUUAGUUCGAGUAUAAAUUUAGUUAUUUGAUUUCGAGUUAUCGUUGUGGUUACUUCAAUGCACUGAUGGAGAAGUUGGAAAAACGCGUUCUGUUUCUGUUUAGAUUCUCCUAGUAUUUUCUGCAAUUGGUAAAGAAUAUAAUGAAGCCCAAAGCAAUUGUGGAAUUGCACGUGUUUUAGGGAUCCUACUGAAGAAUGUUUUCAUCAAAUAAGUAGGAGCAACAAUCGCCUUAACUCUAUUUCCUUCUAAUUAUUCUCUUGUAGUGAGUUAAAAAACUGUACUUUGUUUUAUUUUGCUUUAACAUCAACAUUUUUAUGUUCAAAUGCGUCAUUUUGACUUUUCAUGCGGAAUUCACUAACAGCUUUUAUUAUAAAAUACCAUGCUUCUAGAGGGAGAAAGAAAGCUCUUCUCCAGUUAGGCAGUCAUCUUUUUUUGUGUUAUUUUCAGGCCGAUGUCGUUGCACAGACGCAUAUUUCAUAUCCCUCAAAAGAACUACUUCAGCUCAUCCAUAGCCACCUUACUGCUCAAGGUUAGCCUCUUUGUUAGUACGUCAUAAACGCGACCUGUGUUAUAAUAACACCUAGCAAAGUAUUUCUUUCCAUGCUCUGUGAAUAUAGUGUUGGCUCAAGCUUUCUGUAGUUAUUAUUUCAAACGAAAUUGUCGUACACGAUGUACUGGAUUUUAUAAAAGAACUCUUUCUUACAGCGGAAGUGUGUUAUGGAACGGCUUGCCUCUGGAUGUGCGGCAAUUGACAUCCCGUAGUAUAUUUAAGGGAAAAUUGAGAGACAUAAAUUUCGAUUGACAAAUAAUUUAAUUAGCGAUAUUCUGUUUUUACACACGGCCUCCUUGAAAAGCAGGUUUUUUAUUUUCAUCUUUAUUAUUUUAGUUUUUAUCUUAGAUUUUAGAUUAGUUAGGAAGUUAGUUUUUCUAUACUUCAAUGUAAAUGUAUACCUGAAGGAAAUACCGUGUUUAAAUAAAGUUACCUUACCUUACCUUACCUUAGUUUGGUUUUAGUCGUAGACUAGCUAUGUAGUUUUACUUUCUGCGUCCGUCUAGCUUUGCGGUCUGUUAUUCUUAUCCAGGUCUUCAUGAAACAGCCCAAGUUUUGAAAAGAGAAGCGACUUUACCAGAUCUUAAGCCAGCUGCAACUCCACUAUCAACACCCACAAACAGAAAGGUAUUCAGUAUUUCAAGAUUUAAUUUGUAAUGUAUAUUUGUAUUUCAACCGGUGAUCUCUGGCAGAGGCAAUCGACUCACACCCCCUUUAGGGGGGAGUAACAAUACUUCUUUGUGUUUAUCGCUACCUUAUUGGCUCGUUUUUCCGUCUUUAACAUUAGAGAGAAUAGGGAAUUUGAGCAACGAAGACGGCAAAAAAUUAAUAGGCUUAGAUUGGCAAAACAUCACGCAUUUUUGUACAUUUCUUAGCCGUCGUUGCACGCCUACAUCGAGAAACGCCUUUUUUUCACGUUUAGCGGAGGGCGUGACCACAAGAGAACAAUUUUCUGGCAUGUAACAUUUUGUAUUUAGAGUCACUUUGGCUUCCUCGUUAGUUUUUGAUUUUGGUGCAGAACCGCUUAAAUCAUGGAUCAAGUGUAUUCACAGCAUCACCAUCCAUGAGCACCCCAGGGACCCCAUCCUUGUCCCGCUAUAGAUUCAGCGACCCAGGAACACCAAUGGAAAAGGUAAAAAAUAAGGAUCAAUCUUUUCUUUUUCUUCAGUAAAAAGUAUUACAUCGUAAAACCUUCACUGUGUCAGCUUUCAGUGAGGAAAUAGCAAGAUAAUUUUAGCCCAACUAACUUAUUUAUUGACGUAAUGCAAAUUGGUUUAAUUUAGCGCUCUUGAUUUUUUUUUUCAGCGUCUUUUACCGAAUAAUUCGCGAGACACGCGCCCGCCAUCACCGCCUACACUGGACUUGAUUGUGACGCGGUAUCUUCGUGAGCAGCAUGCUCAGUGUACCAACCCAGUGUCUGCAGGUCCACCCUUCUCUUUAAUUCGGUUAGUUGCAACUCAUCUUGUUUGGUUACCCCUGUAAACUGAUCUUACGAGCUAAUAGGUAGCCCUGCGGGCGGGCUCACUUGUGCUAAUUUGCGGAAAGUUUUGACGGCGGAGCCGCCGUCACGCGAGGAAAGGGGACACUUUCUUCCCAUCCCCCACCUCACCUCUCCCCCUGGCGGCUCCGAGCUUGCACAAGUGAGCCUUAGCAAAUAGGUACCUAUGCAUAACAUUUAUUUCUGUCGACAAGACGAGACCGCAAGCCUAACUGUUUUUUGUUGGGUGGCCUGUGCUAACUAUGCUUGACAUCCAUUCUGUCUGUUCUUCAGUUACGCCAAUUAACCUCGUUUUCUCACCGAGUCACGCGGAAAAAAAACUGAACACUUUCUUGCUUUAAUCUCAGAUUAUCCCUUAUGUAUUUAUUGUAAUUUUUAUUGUAUUUCAUUUUUUUAAAACUUUUUAUUUAUUUCCUAGACCUCACAAAUGCCCAGAACCAAAGUACAGAUAUUAUGCUCCGUCUAAUUUGACGACGCGACUGAAACGAAGAGAGGUACGUAUGCUAAAAUUGGAAACGGACAAUUGAGGACACAUGUUUUUUUUUUUUUUUCUUUUUUUUUUUGCCAAUUGAACAGUUAAGCUGUCCAAAAUUGCCGUUCACCCGGCUUGUAUAUAUUAAUGUGCACCCCGAAAAUUCACGAAUUUGUUUUUUUUUUUUUUUUUUUUUUUUUUUUUAUGUAGGUCAUACCUCGUCACGGGGGUUUCAAUGGCGCAAGGUACAAUCGGCGAUAUGUUUACGGCAGGUACGUGCAGGAUUGGGAUUGGGGUGUUUUAGCUUAACUCUUUUAAGUCCUGUGUGUGGUUGUGUGCCAAGAGUGGCCAACAUCAAUUUUCUCCGAACAAUUUCAAUACAUUAUCAAGAGAAAAAAUUCUGAGAAUUUAUAAAAGCACCACCAAAAGUCUAACUGUUUUCUGGGCAAGUGCGUUUCUCUUCGUUUUAUUCAGUCCGCUUAAUUAAUGAUGUAUCGCCAUGGUGACUUAUAAGUAUUCUUUUCUUUUCUGUUGGUGUUUUUGUUCUUUAUUUCUUUUUUCUUUCUUAACUUCUUUUGUAGGUUUAAGCCACUCAGAGCUAUUCGAGACUCAGAAGAAAACAGUCUUUUCACGUGUGCUUCAUUUGCGGUACGUUCAAGAACCAAGUACUCUGUUAUUGGCUCAGGCUUUAAUCAGACUCGAAUUACGAAAGAUAAAGACGUAAUUAGUUUUAAAGCGGUUUCUUUUAAGAUACUAGAAACGUUUGAAGAAUAUGCCCAAAGUUCUCAUAAAACCAAAGCAAUUGAACUUUUGCCAAAAGUCACGAACAAUUCCAAUUUUUGACGAAUUUUGUUUGAAUUGCUUUCGCAUCUUAAAUAUAAUUGUCAUUUACAUUUUUAGCCUGAUGGCAAGUCCGUGUUACUUGGUACCCAAAUGGGCGAGAUCAAGGAGUAUAACAUGCUCACAGGCCAGGUAACUUAAAACUGUGUGAAAUAACCUUUCCUUUGUCAUUCUUUCAUCUUCCCUAGCUCACUUUUUUCUCUCUUAUCGUUAGGAAGAAGCAACGUACCUGUGUAGUCCAGAUAGAGCCAUCUCUAUGUGUCAAUGUUCAAAGGUUAGACGAUGAUUCAUGUAAUGAUCUAUCAAACAUACAUACACCAUGUACAGGUAGCCAUUACGACACCUGAGGGAGAUCAUGAGGUUAUCCCUGAAUUAAGAUCUCUCCUUAGAGGUAACCCACCCAGCUCAGGAAAGGCCGUUGGCCACACCACUGGGGUCUAGGUCCCCUACUCUUUUCGAACAGUGGUGUGGGUUCUUUUAUGUCCCAAAAGAACCAGGUCAGUGAAAGUGCUAUGAGAUGGGACCUACGGUUUUUCGUCCAUAGUAUCCGAAAAAACUAGUAAGUCUCACCGUUUCCAGAUGUCAUUACAAAGGCAGCACUUUCCUCUCAGGUAUUUAAAGACCCUGAGUGUUGGUCCGGCCGGGGUUUGAACCCGCGACCCCCCACUCAGCAUACCAACGCUCUCCCAACCAAGCUAACUAGGUGGCAGUUGGGAGCCAGGAACAUCAUGAAGUUCCCUCUUGUAUAAUUCACGAUUAUCCUCGCACACCUUUUAACUUUGCUAGACUUGGCACAGUUUUACAGUAAUCCUCCCUCACACUGGCAGUUAUGAACUUGUCAUCUUGUUACCGAGUGUUUUGAUGUCAAUUCGUUGUUAUUCGUUUUCAGGAUCGCGAACUCCUGUUAACGUCGUCAUCAUCCGCUCUUCCUCCCUCUGCCUUAUGGACGUUCGGAGAUUUGUUCGAAAUGAAGUAAGUUCAAGACCUUAAUCCUUUAUACCUACGUAGCUUAUUUAGUCGUUCUUUUAUUGUGGUUAGAUUUCUACAACGGGUAAUUUCUGUUUUUUCGCGCCUUCUUUUACUUGAAAUUACUUUUCAAAUCGUGUUUGAAAUUGUGGUCGAUUAGUCAUCCCUUCGCCAACCCGACCUUGCCUUUCGAUUUACAGUUUUAUUUUGGUAGCUUUCAGUACCAACGUAUACAUUACUGUAUUCUAAAACUGAACACAUGAACAUCUCUCCUGGAGGUAGAAGUUUAUCAAGUAUUCAUUUAACUCAUUUGAAGCAGCUUUAGUGCGUGUGGCGCUUUUUCCUGGCCUCUGAACGACUUGUCACUUUUCAGGCCUUUUUUGGCCUCCGACAUGCCCGAUGGCAGAAACGGCUGCUUGCACUUUUAUCGAUGAUUUUAUGGGUGUCAUUGUUUUGUUUGCCUUUUGACUUUCACUUUCUUCGUAUUAAAAAUAUUGCUUGUGUACUUUUAUAAUCAGCUUUUCACUUAACUUGCUUCUUUGUUUUGUUUUUUUUUCUUUCACAUAGACAUUCAUUUAGUGAAGACACAUGGGUAAAAUUUAGUAAUUUAUCAGAGGAAAAGAUUAUUGGAACUUACGAUACCACGGCUCACGUAAGUAAAUUUUUGCAAUUUUUUUUCCCUGCGUGUUAAAGCCAAUCCUUAUUACCAGGGCUCUCUGCUACUCGUCCCCCAGAGCGAGAGAGGAACGAGGACAAGAGAACCCUGGGAACGAGGCUGGUUAAGGUCAUUUACUGUUUGUAGAAAUGGGACAUUGCGUGGGACAUUGCCAUGGAAAGGUCAAAAUGUUCAGGGAAAGUGACCUUGACAGCUGCCGAAAUGUUUAUCCCGGUUUUCGGAUUCGCAUGAUAAAACAAGCAAUCAGAAGAGUGGCCAACAUUAACACUUACUUCUCACUUAGGGGAAAAUGUUAGCUAAGGGGAGAGGUGGGUGGGCGGUUUCCCAGAGACGUAUGAUGAUCCGAAAUUUGUUACGUACACGUCACAAUACAGGAUUACGGGGCAUAAGCGCGAAACGUCAGCUUUUGAAACUUUUUAUGUUGGCAAGUUCAUUUUAUCAACUCAAAGGAUAAACUUAAUUUGUGUUUCACACCCUCACCAAUACAGCAGCACAGUUUCUUUUCGUAAUUCGAGUGUGACUGCGUUUGCUCAAGGGUGUAACAUAUGCUAGGGGCCCCUUCCCUAAAAAAAAACACGGUGAGUCUUUGUCCCUGAAUUUUUUUUUCUUUUUGAGGGGAGGGUGCAGCUGUACACAAGCUUCUAGGUCAGCCGCAGACAAAAAAUAAUAAAAAAAGGUCUCUCUCACUGAACGGAAAUUUAGAGGUUACGUCUGAAUCUCCUUAGCCCUGUGGCGCAGUUUAAUAUUAAUAUCUACAUACAAAUUCUCCAGAUUAAUCUUCAUACAUUUCCUUAAAAAAUUAGUUGAGAGAAUUUGUUUAAAGGUCAAAGCAUUUCUCUUUGGUGAUAAUUUCAGUAAUUAUAAUAACCAUUUUGCUUAAUUAUCGAUUUAUAUUGUCAGGAAAAAAUUGAUGUUGGUCACUCGGGUUGAAAAGUUUCUCCCUUUUUUUCUUUCCUCAGAUAUACGAUACAUCAACUGGCCGCAGAAUCCUAACUCUAAGCGAUCCGAACAACUGUAACAACUAUUCCAAAAAUCUCGCCUCCUUUAACCCCACUGAUGACCUGGUACUCAAUGACGGAGUAUUAUGGGAUGUCAAGGGAAAACGAGUUAUACACAAGUUUGACAAGUUUAACAACUUUGUCAGUGGCGUGUUUCAUCCCUCGGGACUGGAGAUUAUCAUUAAUUCAGAAAUUGUAUCCUUUCUAACUUGUUUGUUUUUAUGUUUGGUUGUUGUUUCGUUGAUACUGUCGCAAAACGAGAUGAGUCAAAACAAGCACCAGGUCAGAUUUACAGUCAAGCAGAAGACAAUUUAUUAGGGUUUCAUCUCACGUGUAAGAGGGUUAAGUAACAUUCCCCCCCCCUUCCCCCCUCAGUCAUUGGACCAUGUACCUGUACACAAAAUAAUACAUCCGAUCUUAAGCCCCACGGAAGAAAGCCCCCCUCCAAAUUUGUUUCAGUGAAUUUGAUUUAUUAUGUCGUUUUGAAGCAUAAUUAAUAACCAGUAAAUGCAUUAGCCUGUUGUUUCAAGAACUAGUGCACUUCUGGUUGGCACAUAAAUAUCAAUAGGUGACGUCAGCUAGGGUAUCGCUGUUCCUUGUUCAAAUCACGGUAACCUUCAUUUCCAAUGCUAGUGUAACAUUAGCAGAUCUUGAAGGACCUUAACUUAAAAAAACAGUGGGACCUCCGUUCCUUUCAUUUGCUCGACACCUGUCCAUCACUUGAUCAAUGUCACGUGAUUUUCAACAACAGUGGUGACGUCAUGUAUGGAGGUAUGUUGUCAAUAGCAACCAAAAAUGCAAAGGCACGUAACUAGAGGGUUAAGUCCCAGGUUGAGCUCUUGUGUCAAAGCCCAUGAAAUUUGUCUUUCUUGACUCGACCUCAUGUAGUCACCUUACUUCCCAGGCUCCCUCGCUUCCCUGUUAAGUAGAGGGAAGUUAAGAUUCGCCAAAUUACUUGUUUUUGACGUAUAAAAUCGCCAAAGACGCAAAAUAAUUCAUGGCAGGCGUCCCGUGGGACGCAAAGAUUGGUCGAUCGAUCUGAAGAUGUUUUUGUAGAACUGAAUAUCCUGUGCGCGUGAUUUCUGUGGCUGCUCUUGCGGCUGUUGUUUAACGAGGUAUACUUCUUUUAGUCUUUGUUGUGCGUUACGAUAGAAGGAGUUGUUUAUUCCAGUAAACUGUAAUACAGAGUUUUGGAGUCUGUCUUCAAAUUAAUUGUUUGCAUGGCCCAAAAAAUUCAGUUUAGGGCUCAUUGUUAUUUGAACUGGGACUCAAUGAUUCUGGACUGGGAUUGCCAGAAGUCACUGAAGGGUUCACUUGAAAAGUUAAUAUCGGCAUCUUUUUAUAUUGCCUCGUACAGUAAAACACCAGUCAGAUUCGGUGAUAAUACCGCUGGCCAGCCGAUUGCUCGGACCGUUCGAAUCUUCGUUUAGGACGUUUGAUGCAACAGAUUACCAGCCAAUUGGUAAGGAUCUAGAUGAUAUCUUUUAUGUGCUCACAUUGUUUUAGUUAUCUUGUUUUGUAUUCCUUUUUUAUUGAUAGAAACAGUUUAAAGUCAUCAUUUUUUCUCAUCAGCGACAAUCGAUGUCAAGAAAACGAUCUUUGACCUGUGUACAGAUGUUACUGACAGUUUCGUAGCUGUUAUUGAGGUAUGUUUCCUAAGUUGUCUUUUGAACCGUCUUGAAAAGUUGCAGUUACCUCAUAUUUUAAAAAUUUGUUGUUCCCAUUUCCUCUACCUCAUUUACUGAACUGUGUUGAGGCGUGUCGAUAAGGAGAGAGCCAUCAUAUCUGUUAUGCACCUAUCAAUGUAAAUCCCGGGGGGGGGGAGUGCGGGCAAGGGGCGGGGAUUUCAUGCCUGAGACUAUCCCCCCUGUCGGGCUUUUGAUCGUGCGAAGCGUCCCCGGGGUCGGGACUUUUGACUUUGACCGACAGAAGCCUGGUGUCAGUUCAGAAGCGGUUACCAAGUCCGUCCCUCGAGGCUUCUGAAAGUCACGCUGUCGGAGAAAGGUACGAAGUUUUCAUUUGUUUUAAUAGCCAUAAUCCGAUACUUUAAACUGUCACCUAAACAGAUAAUGUCUAUUUUGAAAAGUUUUUAUCUUCAAGUUCCCAUCUGAUUGUAAAACUCGAUUCAAAUCUAAUUCCACCAUGAAAGUCAGAGGAUUUUUUGACAUGUUGAGCAGAUGUUAUAAAGCAUUUUACGUUUCAUUAAUAUUAUAAUACUAAAUAGCACGUUCAAUCUUCCUGGAGUGAUUUUGUUGUUCAAAAUAAGAGAUGCUAGUGGAGAGAGAAAAUACUUAAUUACAGCGAGUAAUUUAACGGAGCUUACGUUAACCUUAAAUAAAAGUAGUAAGAACGUUCUUUUGAAAUAUUCUUUUAAUUCGUUUUAUGUAGUGUUAUAGUAUUGUUUGUUUAAAUUUUUUCCCACGGGGUGGGGGCUUUUUUGACACUUUUGAUUGACCUUUCGUUUCCCACCCUGGGGAAUUUGAUAAAAAAAUUUUAAAAAUUUGUCAAAUCCCCACCCCUUGCCCGCACUCCCCCCCCCCCUCCCCCACGGGGUUUACAUUGAUAGGUGCAUUAUCAACAGAAGACAGAGAGUCUGGCUUGGUCAUACCCUACAGCAUGGUGAUCUUGUCCCAUUAGUUAUUGAGGGGAGUGAAGGAUGGAGGCCCUUACUUAGCGUUCAAGAUGCGCGCUUUAGAUUGGGAACUAUAAGGAAGAUUCUGCCUUUGGGCAGAACACACGCAAGCCUUUACAGGGUUUCCUACAGAGUCUUGAAUUCUUGAAAAAGUCUUGAAAUUUGCCCAGCAAUUUUCCAGACCUGGUAAAAGUCUGAAAACUAGAGAUUAAGUCUGGAAAAAUGGUAAAAAGUCGUGAGUUUAUUUUCAUAGCUACAACAAGUGGUUUAUAAGUGAAAUUUUGUUUUUUGGUCAAAUCUUAUUCAAUCUCGCCCGUACGUUUGCAGUGCAUCGUGAAAAAAGCUUUGUUCCUUUCUUUUUCUUAAGGUCUUUAUUGAUAACCUAUUUGAUAACCUCGAGUCUGGAAAAAGAAAAUUAUUGGUUUGGAAAAAAGUCUGGAAAAAGUCUUUAAUUUUGGAUCCAAAAAACUGUACGAACCCUGUGAAAAUAAUCCACGGAAAAUCUUGAGUCUGUUUCGAAGCUUCUUUGAACACAUCAGCGUUCUUACUGUUUCUUCUUCAGAACCAGGCGGGUACGGAUGAGAGCGUGUGUCGAGUGUACGAAGUCGGAAGAAUGCGAGGGACUGAUGACGAGGAUGAGCAGGUAAGGCUAUCACAAGGGGCCUGGGUCCAGUUAUUCAAAGGCCAAUUAUUGCUAACCAAGGGUUAAAUUUUAUCCUGGGUUUCUUUUUCUUUCGUUCAAAAGCAUUUUCCGGUUGAAAAUUUUCUGUAUUCUUUUUAAAGCAUCCAAUCAUCAAAUUGUAGACAAAAAAGAAUAAAGCUGCAGUGAUUUGCUUUUUCAUAUCUGAAUUCAAAUUUCGCACUAACCCUGGGUUAUCUUAACAUUUAUUUUGAACAACCCGGCCUUGGCCACUACUCUCUAAAAUCGCUAUGGACGUUGCUUUUGUUCACUGAAUCUUGGUAAAAAAUGGCGUGGUAAUAUCCAUGUGUCCGUUUCAUUAUGCCUAUGACUACGACUUGCUGACUCUUAGGCCCUGUUUACAUGGAGUGGGGCACCCCGGUCUAGUGGGGUAGGUUUCUUUUGUUUUGUGUCCCCCAGAGCGUGAAAACAAAAGAAACCUACCCCACUAGACCGGGGUCCCCCACUCCAUGUAAACAGGGCCUUAAUUGUCUCAAGCGUGUCCUCUGAAACAAAAGAAAUUGCUAAUGAGGCAAGAUUGCAAGCGUGCUAAAGCCUGUUAAAAUAAAUUCUUUUGUUUUAAAGUGAAAGCGUGUCGUGCGCGUGCUUUCACCUUUAGAAUUAAAAUCCUGUGGAGGGUCACAUAUUAAUAUUAUCUUUACAGGAGUCAGAUGAAGGUGGUGAUGAAGAUGACGACGGAGACGAUGAUGAUGACGACGACGAUGAUGACGAUGAUGAUGACGACAUUGAAAUUGCUAUUUCGGGCGAUGACGACGAUUCUGACGACGACAGUGACACAGCGGUGUAUUAACCCUUUAUUUCCCAAGAAAAUUCCAAAUUCUAUUUGGCAAAAUACUCAAAAACACCCGCUAAUACGAACCUACUUUUUUUUAAGUCUAUUUUGAAACACUUGUGAAGGCAAAACCACAACGACAAACCACUGAGGGUCCGCCGUUUUCUUUCUUUAUUUUUUUCUAUCGCUCUUCCUGCCGUAAGGAUCAGUUUACUGUUCUUAAUUAGGUUCUUAAUUUUAAAGAAGGAGAUAAUAGAUUGUUGAUUACCAGAAAAAUAAAUAAGCAUUUUAUUUAUUCACAAUUGUAGUAUUACUACCCUAACAAAACUGAUUACCAAAUUUAUAUGUAGUUUAGAACAUUAUGUUCUUGUUAUACUUAAAUUUACGACUCAAAGUUACACUCCUUUGUUAAAUUGUUUAUCAUGAUUUAACUGUAACUCACAUAUAAGAACCUUCUUGAUCUUGCUUGGCCAAACAAGUUCUUGUAUUUUGGGGUAUUAAAGUGGCAAAUUUCUGCCAGGAGGUUCUUAAUCCAUUGGUACUUAUUAGCGGUUAGUUACUGUAGUACCACGUGAAACUACUGCUGAAGUGGUUUCAUUUCCAUUCUCACUCCACAAAACUUAAUCCACAGACUCAAUAGUUAAAACUACCUAACACAUUAAUGAUGCCAUACGAGUGGCCGCGCCAUAAGAUUUCAUCUACAGUAAGUACAGUAAGUUUUACUUAAAGUUAAACGAGCGGAGG
This is a messenger RNA of Porites lobata, 24129 nucleotides long. The record is from the annotation of a GenBank genome assembly. Lineage: Eukaryota; Metazoa; Cnidaria; Anthozoa; Scleractinia; Poritidae.